This is a messenger RNA of Melampsora larici-populina 98AG31, 600 nucleotides long. RefSeq lists its product as uncharacterized. Lineage: Eukaryota; Fungi; Basidiomycota; Pucciniomycetes; Pucciniales; Melampsoraceae. The record is from RefSeq and is a predicted model, not a curated record. The transcript is spliced from 5 exons. Bases 1 to 420 code for a protein of 139 amino acids.
AUGUUUUGGAAUCGAUCGAUUCCGACCCUUUUGCUCGUUUUCCUGCUUGCUGGAAAUCCCGGCUCCCCUAUUUUCGCUUCCGCCGACGUAUGCUCCUACAGUUGGACUCCAGGACAUGUGGGCGAGCGUGGCCAGCCCGCAUUAGCUGAAUGUGGAACAUCAUCCACUACAUAUCUUCAAUGCACGCAGUGUGGAAGGUCUGAUGGGAAACCACCCGCUGCUCAAGACUGCACUGACGAGAGCGGAAAGCCAUUCGGCGGCUCAGGAGACUUGACUUGUGAUGUCGCAUAUUCCAUCAGUACGGCAGGUGUCGGUGGUAGAAAAGUCUUGUGCACGCACACUCACCCAGGGGGAACGUCGGACCAGGUCUAUUGCCUUCGCCUUGUUAGGCCUCAACAAUGCAGUGGUUGCAACGCCUAGCAUGUUGCAUCUAUCCCUAUUCUGACUAACUCACCACGCGUUUGACUAUGUUUGUUACGUGUACAUGACGGCGCUGCUUGAUGAUACUGCUACCAACAAUUGUCAUUAUUCUUGUCUAGUCAGACCUUUUUGCCGUAGGGUCAAGUGGAAUGCGACUCAUUGAUCUUGCUUUGGAUCCAA